AUGGAAGAUAAUAGUGAUGAUGAGGAAGCAGCAGUUAAAAUACAAGCAGCAUUUCGUGGUCAUAAAACUCGUAAUGAAAUGAAAGAGAAAAUGAAUUCAGCAAAUAACGCAAAUAAUAAUGUUUCUGAAAAUUUUCAAGAUUUAGAUCCAGAAGAACUUGAAAAAGCAGCCACUAAAAUUCAAGCAUCAUAUCGUGGUCAUCGAACAAGAGCAGAAUUAAAGGAGAAAAAGCAAGCAAAUAAUAAUGAUAAAUUAAAAAACAACGAAGAUGAGGAAAAUUAUCAACAAGCAGCAGUUAAAAUUCAAGCAGUAUUUCGUGGUCAUAAAACCAGAGCAACUAUGAAAAAUAAUUCAGAAUCAAGCAAUACAAAAGAGUCUGGUAAUACAGCAACAUCACCAUCAGCAGAAACAGAACCAACUAAAGAAGAAUUAGAGGCAGAAUUUGAUCCAAAUGAUAAAGAAUUAUGUAAUGCCGCAUCAAAAAUUCAAGCAACAUUCCGUGGUCAUCUAGCCAGAAAGCUUGGAACAACUGAAAAUGGCAAAUUAAAAGAAGAAGAUGUUGAUAUACAGGAAUUAACUAAAAAAGUUGCUGAAGAAUUGGACAUUGAUUUAAGUGAUCCGGAUUUAAAUGCUGCAGCAACAAAAAUUCAAGCAUCAUUCCGUGGACAUAAAGUUCGCAAAACUGAUGGUAAAUAAAUAAUUAAAAAAUAGAUAACAAAAAAAAAAAAAAACAAAGUUUGAUGAAAAUUUAUAAACAAAAAAAAAAAAAAAGAAAAGCAGCACACACCCAUUAUUAAAUAAAAUUUUUAAAGCUAAUUUAAAUUACAAAAUAACAAAAAAAAAAAAAUUAAAAAUAUUAUAAAAUAAUUUUAAAACAACCAAUAUGUAUAGUGAGGAUAUAAAAUAUAUUAAUAAAUUUAAAAAAAUAUUAAAUAUAUUAUAUAUAUAAAUAUACAUUUAUAAUUAAUUAUUACUAAAUUUAUUUAUAUUUAUUAAUAUCAGUAUACACCCCCCAAGAACCUUUUAAAAUUACAUUAUAUUCAAAAUGAAAAACCAAAACCAACAACAACUACUACUACCAUUAUUUAUUAUACAUAUUAUAACAAUAAUUUGGUCAAUUUUUAAAAUAAACAUUCAUACACCCAUAUAGUAUAUAUAUAUAUGUAUAUAUAUAUGUACAUUACAAAACUUAGCAAAUUUGAGAUAUGAAGAAUACCAAUUUAUUAAAUACAAUAUUAAUAUAAUUGUAUAUAUACAUAUAAUAAAUGUAAAGCUAUAAUUAUAUAUACACCCACAUACACAGCAGCUACAACAAAAAAAAAAAUAAAUUUUACAUAAAUAUUUAAAACCAUUAAAUUGAUGUUAAACAUAGAAAUUCAUAUAACAAAUAAAUAGAUACAACAGUAUAACAGUUAUCAAAGAAAACUGAUAAUAAUAAUCAAAAUACAAACCACUAAAUUAAUGAAAAUAAAACCAUUAAAAAAAAAAUUUUAGAAAAAAAAAACACAUUAGUUAAUUACUUAGAUAAAGAAAAAUAAAAUGAGUAAAAAAAACAAAGAAAAAUUUGAUAAGUAAUAAAUAAAAUUAAAUUAAACAAAAAAAAUGAGCAAAAAAAAUAAAAAUUAAGAGAGUAAAAUAAGAGAACCCAAAACAAAGAAAAAAAAAAUUAAACCAAUCAAAAUGUUAAUUUUUAAUAAUGUUAAGAGAUUUUAAGAAAUCAAAAUAAUAAAAAAAAAACAAAAACAAAAAAAAAAUAAAUAACUUUUGAUCAAACCAGCUUUACUUUUUUUUGAAAAGACAUAAAAAAAUAUCUAUAUGAAAUAAUAUUAAAUAUUUUCUAAAUUAUUAAAAUGAAAAAUAUAACAGAAAAAAAAAAUUGCAUUUUACUAUAAAAAAAAUUUUUCAAUAUUCUUAAUUCAAUUGAGAAAAAAAUUUUUCCAAUAUAAAUUUUAUCUUUAUUUAGUUAUAGAAAAUUUUUUUUUAAUUUUCUUUAAAAAAAAAAAAAUAUUUUAAAAUUUAAAUUUCAGUAAAAUCCAAUAUGUUAACCACUAAUAAUGUUAUCGAUUUUCAUUAGAACGAAUUAAAUUUCAAAUAUACUCUCAGAAUAAAGAGUUAUCUACUAUCGUAACAAUUUAAAUUGUAUUCAAUAUUCAAAUAAAAUUACUUUCAUACAUUGAUGUGAGAGUGAUAAAUGUAUGCUCUCAACAUACAGUUGAACUUAACAGUUUAAGAAUAAUAAUAAAUAAAAAAACAAUCAAACAAUAUACUCUCUUUUGAAUAUAAAGAACAUAAUUUCUUUAUUUCAUAACAAUGAAAAGAGAUAAUGAAAAUUUCAAAUAAUAAUGAAGAGAUAAUGAGAUUACUAACAUUUUAAAAUUAACAUUUUUUAAUUUUAUAAUAUAUUCUCAAUUAAAGAAAUUGAGGAAAUUGAUUAAUAUUGAAAAUUAUAAAUUUAUUAUAUUAUACAAAGUUUUUUUUACAUUUAAAUAUGAAAGAAGAGAAUAGAAGCAGAGAAAAUUUCAUAAUAGCUAUUUAUUGUUAAAACCAUUUUAUAAAAUAUAAAAUUAACAAGAGCUAUAAAAUAUUUUCAAAAAUUUUACAAUUUCAAUAAAAAUUUAUUAAAUAUGUAUUCGAUAACAGACCUACAAAAUUUUCAGGUUAAAAAAUAUGAUUACCUAUUGAUUUUAAUUAACGAUUAAUAACAAUGGUUAGAAUACUGAGAGGAAUAAUUUGCUGACAUUAUUAAAAUUAUUUAAAAAUUGCCUACUUUUCGGGAUUUUACUGAACAUAUAAACAUUUUCAGUUUUAAAAUACAUAUGUAUCUAUACAAAAAUGAAUUCAUAAUUAUAAGCUUUACAAUAUCAAAAAUGAAAUAAUAAACAUGUAAAAUUUUACAAAAGAACAAAAAAACUUAAACAAUGAAAAUAAUAACAAAAAAAAAAAUAAAUAAUUGAAAUAUAAAAUAAAAUAAUUGUGAAUUUAAAUUUAAAAUUCACAAUCAUUUUAAUUUCAUUUUAUAAUUUUACUUUUUUAAUGCUCUGUGGUCUAUAAUAUAAAACAAUGUGUUACAAUAUAAUGGUUUUUUAUUUUUUUUCUUUUUUCACUCUUCCCAAAAUUAUAACUAUAUCAUACAUUUGUAAAUAAAAUGAAAAAACGAAAUUAUUUUUGAAGGAAUCAAUCGUAGGAUUUUUAAAAAUGAAAAGAAAAAUUUUAAAUUAAUCACAAAACAAAUGAAUUUAGAAUAUAUAGGGAUAAUUUCAUUCUAAUACUAUAAUUUAUAAAUAUUAAAUUUUUUUAAAUUUAUUUUGAAUAAUUAAAUUAAAUUGAUAAAUUUGAAUAAUUAAAUUAUUAUUUAAUGUGUAGAGGGUUGUUUUCGUGGAAUAAUAAAAAAAAAAAUUGAAUAUAAUUUUUAAUUUAAUUAUUAUUUAUGCUGAUCUAUACAGUUAUAAAUUAUAAAUUAUAUUAAAAAUAAAAAAUAAAUUAAAUUAAUUUAUGAUAUAAUUUUGUGUAUAUUAUAUUGUCAUACACGUGGACAUGAAUAUUCGCGAAAAGGAGGGAAAAAUGAGUAAGAAAACAGACAAAAAGAAAAAAAAAAUUAAUAAAAUUUAUACAAUUCGCAGUUCUAUGAUUUUUAGUAGUUUAGAAUUUUGUUUUUUUUUUUUUAUGUAGGGCGCCUUGUUUAUUAUCAAAGGAUUCAGAAAAAAAAAUAAGCAUAGAGUAAAAGGGAAUUCCAUAUAAUUAUAUCAAUAAUUUAAGUCUCUUUAGUAACUUACAAAAUUAUUAUAUUUUUUUUUUUUUAUUUUCAUUUUGGAAUUUUUUUUUUUAUUUUCGGUUAACUUAUUCCUUAAUUUAUUUACUUAUUUUUUUUUUAGUUUUGUCUUAAUAUUAAAAUUUUGCAAAUUUGUUUAUUUGGGAGAAGUUAUGGCGCCAAUUUUCACCAUUAACCACACUAUAUAUAUAUAUAUAUAUGUAUAUAUACAUAAUAUAAUUCUUAUUUUUAUUUAUGUUUAUUAUUAAAGGAAUGUUUUCCCCAUUGUUUUUUUUUUCUCUUUGUUCUUUUUCAUUUUAUUCAUUAUUUUUAUUAUAAUUAUUAUUAUUGUUUCUUGUUUUCUUAUUUCUUCCUAUACAUAUUAUGUGUAUAAAAGAAGUUUCAAGGACAAAAUAAAAAUAUAAAAUUUUUUUCUUAAUCAAAACUGAUUCUGAUCACAAAAAAAAGAAAAAAAUAUACGUCUAUAUUCAAAACUUUUUUUAUAACUUUCAUUUUUUUCUUCCUACUAUACUCGUAAAGGAAGAGAAUUCAAUAAAUAUAAAAACUACGAGUAUAUUAUAUAUAUAUACAUGUGUAUAAUACUAAAAACAAUAAAUUUAUAAUAAGAUGUUUUUGAAUCUGAGAUUUAAUAGCAGUAAAUGUAAAAAAGAAAAAAAAGACAGAAAAAUUUCCUCACUUUUUUUCUUUUAUUCCAUUUAAGGAUUCAUAAAUAAACGACAGGAUAUAAAAAUUCUGGUGAUGUCAUAAUAACAUAUUAUACAUAUAUACUAAGUAAAAUAUAUAUUAGAAUUUAUCGGAGACCAUAUUCAAAAUUCUAUUUUUUUCAAUACAAAAUUUAUAUAUAAGUAAAUGUAGGAAAAUUUUAAUAUUUUUUUUUUAUUUUUUGAAUGAUAAUAAAAAAAAAAGAAAUUUAUGUUCAUCAAAUUUUUUAGUUUUAUUAUUAACAGUAUUUAUUACUGUUAUUAUUUUUGUUCUUUUACCAGUUAAAUCGUAUAUUAUUCACAUAUUUUUUUUUAUUUUAUUUCUUUACAUGUAAUGGUAUGUAUAUACACCUACACCAGUCUAAAUUAAUAUGGUGAAAUCUGUUCUAUCAUAAUUAUUUUGAAAUAUAAACUCUUUUUUGAUUGAUUUUUUUGAUUUGAUUAACGUACCACACGUGCUAUUCAAGAUCAAGUUCAAAAAUUAAAAUUUUUAAUCAAAAAAUAUGACACAUAACGACACUGAUUUUAUCCUAGUAAUUCAGAUCGGAAUAACAAAAUUAAUAAUUAAUAUGAAAUCAUGUUACUAUCAUAUUAAUAUUGGGAAUCUAGAAUCGAAAGCAAAGUAUUUUUUAAAAAAAUUUCAUUUAUUUCUUAUAAUUUAUUAAUUAAUUUUUAUUAUUAUUGUUAAGGGAUUAAUUAAAAAACAAUAUAAAAUUAUUUUUUAUGAAUCUAAUUUAAAAUUUUCACAACACUAUCGUGAAAAUUGGGAAAUUUUUUCUUCCCAUCCUUAUAAAGAAAUUAAUUCUUGAAGAAAAAUUAAAAUCAUCCCCAAUAUAUUCUUUUAUUUUAACGAGAUUUGAUUCCUUUAAAUAUGAAAUUGAAAACAAAAAAAAAAAUUCAGACAUUCCUUUACAAACACAUUCAUAUAAUUAUACAAAAACAAACUUAUAUUACAAAAUAUAAUAAUAUUAAUAAUAUUAAUAAAUAAAUAUUUUAAAAAUAUACUAAAUAUAAAAUAAUUUUUCUUAAAUUUUUAUUAAAUUUCCAGAAAAAAAAAAAAAUAUAAAAAUUAAUUAUGAAUAAUGGAAAGUAUAAUUGUUUAGCAAAUAAAGUGAAACAAGAAAUUUUAUUAUUUAACAAAAAAAAAUAAAACAAGAACAUAAAAUAAGAACAAAAAAUAAUUUAUUUUCAAUUCUAAUAUUAUGAAAAAUGCAUCCUUGAAGGAUAAUUUAUUAAUAAAUAUUAAAUAAAUGAAAAAUAUUUGAAAAAAAAAAUUGCUUUAAAAAUUUAUUAAAAAUUUAUAAAAUAAUUAACGAAAAAUUAAUUCCCAUACAAAAUUCUGAAUUUUAAUAAACAAAAAAAAAAAAAACUAAUAAAAAAAUAUUACAUGCAUACAUAUACAUACAAUAUACUUAACAAGUAUAUUGUAUGAUAUUAUACUGUAUAGUGUCCUUUCUAUACACAUUCAAUACACAAACAAACAGAGACACACACACACACACACAUAAUACACAUAUACAAUAUUUUUAUUUUAAUGAACAAAAAAUUUUUAAAAUUCAAAAAAUUAAGACAAAAACAAAAUAAAUAAAUUAAAAAUUAUACAAGAAAAAUGAAUGAAAACAAGAAAAAUAAAAACAACAAAAACCAAAAUAAAAUUAAAAUUAAAGGUAAUCUUUGUUACUUAUUUUUAAAAAAAAAAAAAACAAAUAUAAAAUUUAAAUCAAUAAACUAAAAUUAAAAAAAAAAAAAAUUGAAAAUUUGAAAAAGAAAAAAAAUAACAAAUAAAAUAAUAUGAAAUUUUUCCUAUAUUUAUAUAAAAAAAAAAUCAUAUUAUGUAAUAUUAAAAAAUAAAAAAGAAAAAAACAUAAAAUAAAAAUAUUACUUAAAAAAUUAUACCUAAUAAAUUGAAAAAAAAGCAUAAAUAACACUCCCUGCCCUCCUCCGCCCUCCCCGCCCCCCCCCCCUUUUCCUUAAAUUCUCCCAUAUGAAAUUGUUAAUUAUUUGUAGUAGAUAAACAAAGAAUGUACUUUAUUUUUAUGAUUCAAAAACUGAAAUGAAGCUAAAUAAAGAAAACGCGCACUCACAACUCUGACACUGACAGGAAUCAUUAAUUAUUCUAAACAAAAAACAAAAAAAAAAUUUAAUUGAAUCUAAAUAAAUCAAUGAUUAAAUAUUUUAAUAAUUAUAAAUGAAAUGCUUAUUAAUUUUAAUUAGUUACUUUAAAACUAUUGAAGUACUUGUACAUUUUCUUGUAAGUACUUAUAUUUAAUUACUUAUAUUUAAGUACUUUUAAUUUUAAAUACAAUAUUUGCUUAAAGUUGCUUAAAUUCUUUUUUUGUUGUUUUUGUAAAUGUUGGGUAUAAUGACGGGGGGGAAAAAUAAUACUGGAAUCGAUUACUUUUUCAUUUAUAUAUUUUAUAAUUUUUUAAUCAAUUGAUUACUUUUAUUUAAUUUUGUUAUUUUAACAAUAAAAUUAAUUAAUAUUGAAAUCUGUACAAUAUUUUUUUUAGAAAACCAUAAUAAUUUAUAACAAUUUUCAAUAACAGUUAUAAAUAUUAUAAUAACAAUUACCGAUUACUUUAUUAUUAAAAUUUUUUAUAUUAUUAUUGUUAUUUUCUAAUUAUUUGUUAAAAAUUAUUUUAAAGUAAAUUUUUAAAAAAUAAUAUUCGAUUAUCAAAUUUUAAUUACAGUUAUAUUUUUUAAUAUUGGAUUACAAUUCGUAUAUAUAUAUAGGCUUCAUGGUACAUUUGCUUGGUAAUUGAAUUUUAAUGUAAAAUUUAAUUUUAAUUUUGACGUAAUUAUGUAUUAAAUAACAGAUUACUAUACAAAUGUAAUCAGAAUAAGUAAUCAAAAAUCUAGUAUGUGAAAAAAAUACGUCCCAUAGUUACAACAAAUCACAAUUAUAAAUUGAAUGGAAACUUUUUUUUUUGCUUAAUUUAAAAAAAAAAUUAAAUAUAUUAAUAAUUUUAAUUAUUUUAUUAAUUAAUUAAUAUUAAUUAAAUAUUCACAAUUUUAUGAUUUCCAAAAAAAAAAAAUUUCCAAAUUACCUUAUUAGAUAAUAUAAAAAAAAUAUAUACAUACCUAUAUAUAUUUUUGGAAUUAUUGCUGAAAAAUUUAUUCUUAUUGAAUUUUAUUCAAUAAUUAUAUGUAUGAGUAUAUAACCAUAUAAUUUAUAUACAUAUAUAUAAAUAUAAUAUAAUCAAAUGAAUAUUAAUAUUACAUCAUUAUAUUAAAUAGUAAUCAAUUUACACACUUUUACAAAAUCAUUCAAAAUUGAAUUGAAAUCAGUAUUGUUGAAAUCAGAGUUUCAUAAUGUUAUUCAGUAUAACAGUUAUUAAUUUAAUUUUAUAAUAAUUAUAUUAAAGUUAUUCAUUCAUUCUGAAAAAAAAAAAAUAGUAAUCUCGGUUACAUGAUUUUUAAUAAAAUGACAAUUGGUAGACAAUUUUUUCGAAAAUCGAAUCAAUGAAACACACAAUAACACUGUCAUUGUACCCUCCAAAUUAUCGUUAAUUUUUAAUUUAUUUUUAAAAAUAAAAAAUAAUUAAAGAAUAAAUUUAAAAAAAAAAAUUAAAAAAAAAAAUAUAUUAUUUAAUAUUUUAACUGAUUACCCAAUCAAAAAAUAAACAAAAAAAAAUAAAAAUUAAAAAAUAAAAGUAAUUAAAGUAA
Condylostylus longicornis is the source of this 8136-nucleotide messenger RNA. RefSeq names its product neuromodulin-like. The transcript has 5 exons. The record is from RefSeq and is a predicted model, not a curated record. The coding region runs from base 1 to 696 and encodes 231 amino acids. NCBI's taxonomy places the organism in Eukaryota, Metazoa, Arthropoda, Insecta, Diptera, Dolichopodidae. Gene Ontology annotation, molecular function: calmodulin binding.